UGUAUGUAUGUACUUUAUUAUGUACAAGUUGUAAAUAAAAAUUUAAAUUUAAUGUUGCCUUGAUUUGUCGAGCGAGACAAUUUGCAGAAUCUUAUUUCAUUCUAAUUUCUAAAUAGAAAAUGAAUCGCAUUUAGAAUAGGAAUUUAGAACUAUUACAUUCAAUCAAAUUCGAUUGUACCUAAUAUGUUUGAAGCCUCACCUUAUUAAAUGUCAGUGAAAACAAAGUAAGGACAAUGUUACCGGGUAUUGGGGUUUUUGGAACAGGAGCGAUUGCUAAAGUUCUGGUGCCUUUCUUGAAAGAGAAAGGAUUUUCUGUCGAAGCAAUAUGGGGUAUAACUUUGCAAGAAGCAGAGAUAGCCGCAAAAGAACUUAAAAUUCCUUUCUUCACAAACAAAAUUGACGACGUCCUUCUCAAGAAGAAUGUGAGUUUAGUUUUCAUAGUUUGUGCCCCAAAUCUUCAUGCUCAGAUAUCUGUCAAAGCACUUGGUAUAGGAAAACAUGUUGUUUGUGAUAAACCAGCGGGACUGUGCCAAGCUGAAGCAUUGAAGAUGGUUCGUGCAGCACAGUAUUAUCCAACGCUCAUUUCUAUUGUUAAUCAUUCACUGAGAUUUUUACCAGCAUUCACUCAUAUGAGAAAGUGUAUUCAAGAGGGAUAUCUUGGAGACCCUGAAGAAUUAACACUUAUAGAUGUAAGAGUACAAAUGGGACCUUUAAUAGGAGACUCUUAUAACUGGUUAUGUGAUGAUACAAUGGGCGGAGGUACCUUAACUUUAGUGGGAAGCCAUGUUAUAGAUUUGGUAUCGUUUCUUACUAAACAGAAAGUAGUAAAAGUACAUGGUGUAUUGAGGACUUUUGUUGAAGAGACUUCAAAAAUAAAUGGUAUAAGGAAGAUCACAGCUCCAGAUUUUUGUACAUUCCAAUUACAAAUGGACAAAGGCUUGUUAGUGACUGCGACACUAAAUAAUCAUUUACCAGGACCAUGUUUUAAUCAAGAGAUUUAUGUUUGUAGCAAAAAGGGAUAUUUAGUGGUGAGAGGUGGUGAUCUCCAUGGAAAACUGCAUAAAACCUACUCUAAUAAACAUUUCCCAGAUGAGGAAACUAAGAGGCACGACAAAGAAGAUGUUAUAUAUGUAGAUAUAGAAGAUUUAAGCUGUGCCUCAAGUGUGGUUCCUAAGCCUUACAUAAAAGGUCUUUGUAAAAUGAUAAGUGCUCUCAAAGAGGCAUUUUUGCCCGUCAAAGAAGAAAUGGACUGGAUAAAAGAACCUGUUAAAGCGGCAGCAACUUUUGAAGAUGGACAAAGAGUCCAAGCAACUAUGGAGGCUUUGCGACAAUCAAAUGAAGAUGGCUGUUGGACAUCUGUUAAAUUAUUGACUGAGCCACCUGAUCCAAAUCCAGCUCUGUCUGCAGCAGUACGACGUACGGCCAUAUCAUUACAAUAGUGACAAAUUUACUAAUAUGCCAUUAUUAUGUACCUUUGUAUUAUAAGAUAGCUUAUUUGCAUAUAAUUAAUAUAUAAGUAAGGAUCUGCAUUUGACAUUGAUAUUACAUUUCAGUAUUAACAUGUUUAUUUAAGACAUUCCUUACAUAUGCCAUAGUAUUUUAUGUUAGUAAAUAACAGAUUGUUCACUUUUCUAAUGUAUAAAUUUGCUUUUAACUUGCCAUUUUGAAUCACAAAUAAUGUAAAACUAAUAUAACCCCACCAACGCCAGUACUAUCAGUAUUUUUAUUAUCAAAUCAUCUAGAUCUUUCACAUACAUGGAGCACAAUAAAAAGUAUUUCACUAAAAAAUAUAAAAAUACAUUUGGUUAGCUUUAAAAAUUAGCUUUCACGAUCACAGUCUGGUAUUUUUACUGUGUUCUUAACUUAAUACUAAUUUUAAUUAAGAUAUUUCAAAUUUAUUUACUCUUUCCAAACAAUAUGAAAUGUAUUUUCAAGUUUAAUAUCCAUACAUAUUAUUUUAUUAGCAUAACUGAGUCAGUACUGAAGUCCAUUCAAUUUUUUGUUAUAAUGAAAGUGCCCAACAUAGAAGAGGUAGCACAGAGAUGUUUUAAGAAAAUGUCACUCGCUGGUGCUCACAUUUGACAGCUAAUUAAAAAAUAUAUUAAUCUUAGUAAGAAGGAUCAUUGUGCCAGCCAGCUUAAUCUCAUUCAUGAAAUAAUUAACUGCAUCUUAGAAGUGAUAAAAAUGUGAUGUGGGUUAUACUUUAUUAUCUUUAUGUACAAAUACCACUGCAAUGUUAAAAUCAUUGAUUAAAUAAUGACAAAAUUUUAUUUUUUAUCUUGCUUUAUUAUGAGGUGUAACAAAAUCUUGAGCCUAUUUUAUGGUACCUACUGUAUUUUCUGUAAAUUGGAUUGUUUGAAGAUUUUAUAUCUCAAUCUUGUGAAAACAGCAUACAUCUUUGUAUCCAACACAUUUAAAGCAUUGCAUACUACUGUUAGUAAGGUAUAUUAAGACCUCAAAUGAAUAUGAUUCCACCAUCCAGCUGUUUUCUGCUGUAUAGCCAUUCUGUAGAGGUAACCAGAGGUUUGAAGGGUUAGACAUCUAGUAUACAAGAUAAUUCAUUCCAGUCUUCCAAUCUCAUCUCUCAAGUUGAGUCUCAGAAUUAACAUUGUGAUGUGUAACACUUAAGAUGAUAUCUGUAUUGCCAGGAGCUCGGUUAAUCCUUUUGCACCUGCUCUGGAGUCUUUGAACCUCAUUUAAAGGACAUGUUAUAGUGCUAAGAAAAACUUUGUAGGGAGUCCAUUGCAUAAAUCAAAAUAUAUAAGCAUUGCCACUGCUGACAAGAGCAUGAGCAACUAUAACUGCUCACUUAAUGGUAGUCUGUGCUCAUGUGGUCUUCCACAAUAGCAAAGAUUAAAAAUCAUAUCAGUGUGCUAUUACUAAAUACUAUAAUAAGUGUUAUCUCAAUUAAUUUUAAUUGUUGGUAGCUCUAUUUGAAUGGGAAUUGAAAUAAUCCUAUAGCAUUUUUGCUCUCAAAUUAAUGUAAAUCAUAUUGAGGCUGACUUCAAU
Molecule: messenger RNA, 3009 nt
Organism: Bombyx mandarina (wild silkworm)
Lineage: Eukaryota; Metazoa; Arthropoda; Insecta; Lepidoptera; Bombycidae
Product: glucose-fructose oxidoreductase domain-containing protein 1
Molecular function (GO): nucleotide binding
Source: RefSeq, a predicted model, not a curated record